AGUGGGGCAGGGGCUGGUGGAGGUGGUGGAGAGGCAGGUGGCCUGGACGAGCCCGGCGCAUCUGAGGUCUCGGCCCCUGGAACUCCUCGCCAGGGCGUGACGGUCAUCCCGAAAGGCGGAGCCCAGGUCAUAGAAAAUUGGAACUGGCCGAAAACGUUAAAGACAAGUAGGAGGAUAAGACUGCUUGGGCAGAGGUGGUGAUGGUGAUGGUGAUGGUGAUGGUUGGAGAGUUUCCAUCCUUCUGUAAGCUGUCACCAUGACCCUGACAAAAGGUUCCUUCACCUACUCCAGUGGGGAGGAAUAUCGUGGCGAGUGGAAGGAGGGCCGCAGACAUGGUUUCGGUCAACUGAUGUUUGCAGAUGGUGGCACCUACCUGGGUCAUUUUGAGAAUGGGCUUUUCAAUGGCUUCGGGGUACUGACCUUCUCAGAUGGCUCAAGGUAUGAGGGGGAGUUUGCCCAGGGCAAGUUUAAUGGCGUCGGAGUGUUCAUUCGACAUGACAACAUGACCUUUGAGGGGGAAUUUAAAAAUGGCAGAGUAGAUGGUUUUGGCCUGCUGACUUUCCCCGAUGGGUCCCACGGAAUACCCCGCAACGAAGGCCUGUUUGAGAACAACAAGCUGCUGCGGCGUGAGAAGUGUUCUGCGAUCGUUCAGCGGGCCCAGAGUGCCUCCAAGUCGGCCAGGAAUCUUACCGCCUGACGGGGCGUCGUGCACCAGCUGAGAAGUGUUGGGUAAAGCGGAUGCCCGUUACUCACUCGAGGUGAACAAAUGAACCCGAUGUGAGAGGAGGUGAGAGGACCUUGGAGCAGAAGCCUCGUGUUGUGCUCUGUCACCUGCCAGUCAGGGAUGUGACCACAGAGAAGUUCUGAGGACUCUGGCCCCAGGCCCUGCAGCGGUGGUUACCAGUUCUCUCCUUCCCUUGUCUCACUUAUUGGUGUUCUCUGUCCUGUUAUAAUACCCUGGGUUACCCAGUGCAAACCUGCCAAUGCCUUCUACUUCCUUUUCUGCCAAGUGAUGCAGAAUCUCUUCAUUCUGUUUAUAUCUGGGGCAGAUGAUUCUAGCCCCAAAUUAGGGCCAGUGCUUUGUGCUACUCUGGGGAAAUAAAAAGAUAGGGAUGGUUUAGAUAGUACAGCCAUCCUGUGAAAGUCAAGGCUAGAGCUUUUCUGUAUGUUACCCCCUCGUUCACUGCUGAUGGGCAUCACCGCUCCAGGCUGCACUUUGACCGGAUGGGUGUUUGUGUCUGCUUAUUCCCCCUGUGAAGGACUAGGUAAAGUGCUAUUUCCCUUUCCCUGACUUUAUGAGUCCUCUUCCUUACCUGAGUUCUAGCAGAUACUCCCCAUUUGUGCCUCUCAUUAGAUAUGGGACAGGAUCCCUUUAUGGGAUAGUCAAGAAAGAAACCGAUAUAAACAGUUAUCUUAAAAGUUGUAUUUCUUACUUACUCCAGGGCAAAGGGCAGACCCCUUGGGGCCAUUUCAGGCUCUAUCAUGGACUGAACUGAAUCUUUAGGGCUGACUCAGCUCCUUCCCAGUGGACCAGUAGUUUAGGUAGAAUUGGACCCAUCCUAAAACUAUGGUGAAACAAGCAUUUGGCUCUUUGAUCUGGGUCACUGUAACUCCUCCACCAUGCGCCUUGGCCAUCAGGCCUGGGGAUCAGAUCUUAGCUGAUAGGAUCCCUGCACAGUUCGUCACAGAGGCCUCCAGUUACCCUGUGAUCCAAACCUGCCCCACCCUGCCCCACCCCAAUCCCUUAUCCUCACACUGAAUGUCUCCUCAGCAGCAGAUUGUGGUGGAAAUUAUAGCCGUGUGCCUCUGUUUAUUCUCUGAAUUGUACUGUAGAAACAAGUGUUUAUGAGGAAUAAACAAAUCAC
Molecule: messenger RNA, 1865 nt
Organism: Pteronotus mesoamericanus
Lineage: Eukaryota; Metazoa; Chordata; Mammalia; Chiroptera; Mormoopidae
Gene: MORN4
Product: MORN repeat containing 4
Exons: 6
Coding region: 257-697 (146 amino acids)
Biological process (GO): response to axon injury
Cellular component (GO): cell projection
Source: RefSeq, a predicted model, not a curated record